AGGAGGCGCUGUGGGCCGGCGGUGCCGGGGCGCUCCGCGGCGGAGCCCCGCGCCCCUUUCCGUCCGACCUGCGCGGGACCCGCGGGCGAUGUAGGGGACAUGCCCUGACGGGACGACGAGCGGUCGGGGUGCCGCCUGCGAGGGCACAGCUGCGCCAGCGGAGCCGCCCGCGGCGGGUCGGCCGCGCCCGGCGAGGGCCCCGAGCGCCGCUGCUAUGGCUGGGGCCGGGCUCUGGACCAGCAUCAAGUCCCUGCUAGGGAGGAGCGAGGACCCUCUGCUCCUGAACGACUCCAGUGCCUUUGACUUCUCGGACGAGGUGGGGGAUGAGGACUUCCCCAGGUUUAACAAGCUGCGCGUGGUGGUGGCGGACGACGGCUCGGAGGCGGCCCCGGAGACGCCGGUGAACGGGGCGUCCCCGGGGCUGCCGUCCGACGACGAGUCCCUGCUGGACCGGGACAUCGCCCUGCGCAGCGCCCGGGCCGGCCGGCCGGACCCCUGCAGCGGCUGCAGCAGCCGGCGGGAGCGCUCCAAGCAGAGGAAGGUGAAGAAGCGGCUGACGCUCGCUGCCCUCCUCUACCUCCUCUUCAUGACGGGGGAGCUCAUAGGUGGCUAUGUUGCUAACAGUCUAGCAAUUAUGACAGAUGCACUUCACAUGCUAAUUGACCUUAGUGGUAUUAUUUUGACUCUGCUCGCUCUCUGGCUAUCUGCAAAAUCUCCAACAAAGAGGUUCACUUUUGGAUUUCAUCGCUUAGAAGUACUAUCAGCCAUCAUUAGUGUACUGCUGGUCUAUAUCCUUAUGGCAUUCCUCCUGUAUGAAGCUGUUCAGAGAACUAUCCAUAUGGACUACGAAAUAAAUGGUGAUAUCAUGCUCAUCACAGCAGCUGUUGGUGUUGCAGUUAACUUAAUAAUGGGGUUUUUGCUGAAUCAAUCUGGCCACCUUCACUCCCACUCCCAUGCCCACCCUCAGUCUCACGUACCUCAGCCGAGCUCUCCAAAUGCAGCCCAGGGCAGCAGCCACGGGCACAGCAGCCACGGGCACAGCAGCCACGGGCACAGCAGCCACGGGCACAGCAGCCACGGGCACAGCAGCCUGGCUGUGAGAGCAGCGUUUGUCCACGCCCUGGGGGACCUGGUACAGAGCAUCGGGGUGCUCGUAGCUGCCUACAUCAUCCGCUUCAAGCCAGAAUACAAGAUUGCUGAUCCUAUAUGUACAUAUGUAUUUUCCAUACUGGUGGUUUUUACAACAGUUCGAAUUCUGUGUGACACGGGAGUUAUUAUUCUGGAAGGAGUUCCGAGGCACUUAAAUGUGGAUCGCAUCAAGGAAGACUUGAUGAAAAUUGAGGAUGUUUAUUGUAUAGAAGAUUUAAAUAUUUGGUCUCUCACUGCAGGAAAAACAAUUGCCAUUGUCCACUUGCAACUAGUUCCUGGUAGUUCAUCUAAAUGGGAGGAUGUUCAGUCCAAGGCCCGGCAACUGCUGCUGAACACGUUUGGAAUGUACAAGUGCUCUGUCCAGCUUCAGAGUUACAAACAGGAAAUGAGCAAAACCUGUGCGAGUUGUCAGAGCUCCAGUGCCUAAUUUCAUAUGUUUUGGGAACUACUGCCUUAUUCUUUACCUUGUGGAGUCAAAGACUGAGAGCAAUAAAUGCAAAACGAAAAUUAUCCAAUAGUAACCAUUAAUAUGUGGAUUUGUACCAUGGAACAUGCAGCAGGGAGAAGUGGUGCUGCAAAAAGUGCAGUGGUUGCCCUAGAGAACAUGUAUUUCUCUCUCUCCGUUGUACUGGUUUAUUCAAUUUAUUAUGAUUUUGAGACAAAGCUGGUUUUGGAUUAUUGUUUACAAACUGGAAUGUGGCUCUGCAGAUACCUCACAAAUUACAGUCCAAUAUUGUCCUUUAAACAUUACGUACCACAAAGUACCUGCACUUCAAACAGAGCAUCAGGUAUUCAGUAUUUCAGUCAAAAGUCAAAGCUCAUCAUACCAGGGUUGCACAAUAUAUCAUGAUCCCCAAAUUCAUUAUUCAGUAUUUUUUAAAUAGUAAUUUUCAGACAGUAUCUCAAACUAUUAACACAUAUAUUAAGUUGGAUUCUUGUGGAAACUCUUUGGAAACACUGCAAAAUACAGAAUUUACUGUACCCAGACAAGAAAGUUAGCUUUAAUCUGGGCAUUCAGAGAUCAUCCAGACAGGAAGAUCCUUGCCCAGACUUCUGGUAUUUACCUAGAGACCCAACACUGGACCCAAAGUGUUUUAAGUGAUCAGUUAUCUUUAAUGUGUUUUAGAAUAGGAUUUAUGCAUUAGAAACAGGUUAUUUAUUUUACAAAGUUUUGACUUGUAAGAUGAAUUUAUUAUUAAUAAUCUUGAAUGUCUAAACCAUAAUUUGAUUCACAUUAAAAGGCCAGUUGAUUAGCAUGCAUUUUAAUAGUAAUUAAUAAAUGUCCUAUAAUUGAUAAUUUUUUCAAUGAUUGUUUUGUUUUAAAAGAAGAGUAAAAUGAUAGAAGUGAUAUUUGACUUGGGAAUAUCCUCAAACGCAAUCUACAGAUAUGUGCAUCUAACAGGAAAGUGGGGAGCAGAAGUUUUAGACAUGCACAAUUCCAUCCAUCACAAUCUCUGACCUUUUCAUCUUUGCUUUAAGCAAGCAUGGCAGCGUCCUGACAGGAAUGCCACUGUGACAGCAGUUCCCACUGCUUAACUGAUGGAUAAAGCAAAAGCCAAGCAAGCUCCAUAACCUAAAGGUGUUGGACAACAACAUCAUAACAACCUACAGUGGCAGAAAGGCCCUUUUGUAUUUACAGAGAGGAGGCAACCUGAAAACACUGUGUAUUCAUCUGGACAGCUCAGAGUCCACAAAGUGGAAUUGUUUGGCCUCAUUGUGGAACCCUGUAUUUUGAACGUACACAAGAUAAUAAAUCUUCACCCUCAGCUAUCAUACACCUACAAGCCCAGAUUUAACCUGCUUCUGACGUCACUGGCAUUCAAGAAGCUAAGGGCAGCAAGAACAUGACCUACAAAGUUCAGAAGAUGGCAAGAACUUGGCUUCAAAUAUUUUUUGUUUAUUCUGUACUUUCACCUUAUGCAGAACUUUCACUGACAUGAAAAGUAGUUCUCUGUGAGGAUCAGAAAGGAAAACUUUAGCCCAGUUACAGUUAUUGUGAUAUUCAGCUGUGAAUACUUCAGCAAUUUUCUGUUUUGAAACUCGCUAGGGUUUCACGUUUUCAUACGGCUGAUUUGUAUUUGCAUUUGGUGGUAACAAUUUUGGCUUCUUUUCUUCCCUUUUUGGAGGUAGGGAUCACAUGAUGAAUUUUUAUUGAUGAAAGCUGACAGCACAUUGUGAACCUGGACAAAGUGGAUUGUGGUUGUGUCUGUUUGGGCAAGAAGUGAGAACACUGGUGUGCAGCUCAAAUGCAGCACUGUGCUUGGGAAGGUAAUGCUGCAAUACAAACACUAUCAUUAAUUAAGCCAUAUCACAGUUCAUGAAAAAUGUGCAUCCCAUCCUUACUUACUGGCAAAAACCACAAACAACAGGUAUUUUGCACAUACUAAUGCUCAAAUGGGUUUUAAUUAAAUUGGGGUUUACAGUUGAUGUAAUUAGAUGUUGAAGUACAGUAGACGUGUUGUAUUUGCAGUUUUUUAAUAAUUUACUACAUUUGUUUAAUUGAAGAAAAAAGGUGUGUUGUUUUAUUGUGGGUUUUAUUAAAUUGAUUAUUAAAGUUCACGUUGUCUUAUAAAA
This is a messenger RNA of Taeniopygia guttata (zebra finch), 3723 nucleotides long. RefSeq names its product solute carrier family 30 member 4 (gene SLC30A4). The record is from RefSeq and is a predicted model, not a curated record. Gene Ontology annotation, cellular component: plasma membrane. Gene Ontology annotation, biological process: zinc ion transmembrane transport; response to zinc ion. Gene Ontology annotation, molecular function: zinc ion transmembrane transporter activity. Lineage: Eukaryota; Metazoa; Chordata; Aves; Passeriformes; Estrildidae.